CAAAGAUAAGACGUCUAUUUUGUUAAUUUGUUUGUUUUCGUUGGAUCAAUUGAAUGUAGAAGAGAAUUUUCAAUAUUGACUAUUGCUAUAACAAAUACUGCGAAGUUGUUAUCGAUAAAUUUACACUUCGUGUUUAAACAAAAAUCUCAAAGUGUUCAAAUCUGUUUGAAUAGAAGACUUGCCUCGUUUUAGGUAUUUUCUGGUACGAGUCUACAUCGUCUAUCAGGUGUGGUUUAACUCGCGCAAUGUUAUUUGAACUAUGUUCGCGCAAAGUUUUUUAAAUUCUCAUGUUGUUUGUCAUUGUUUUUGUUUUGAGCAACAAAAAAUCCGAGUGAACAAUUUACGUGCAGCUGGAACUCAUCAUUGUUUGCGCAGUACAAUUUUGCGAACAUAAAAUCAGAUAUAUUUAUACAGGUAAUUAACACGUGAACUUUAGAUGAGCCUUUUGUGCACGAAUAUAAACUUUGCAAAAAUUUCAUGUUUUAAAUUUACUAAAAUUAAACAAAUAGUAUUUUAUUUCAUAAAAUUUCCGUCGAUAUAAUGCUGAGUCAUCCAACCCUAUAGCGCUAGAAUAAGCACGGCCCUGCGGGCCCCACAUAUCCUCUUUUUCCAACCUUCGCUGGCGAAGAAAGACGUAUCUUGUUUUGUUUACUAAAGGAAAAGAUUUUUAAAAAUGGCUACCAAUGUUACCGAGAAUGAACCUACCAAUGUUACUGAGAACGAACCUGUUUGUACUGGGACAGAAAUUAACGCCAGUCAAUCAGAGAAAGCAUCCAGGAAGAGGGAAAACUCCCUUCCUGGGACUGACAGCACCGUCAGUGAUCAAUCAGAAGGGGAUUAUUGCCCACCUUUAAAGAAAUUUGAGGUGGUUCCCUCAGAAAGAGAGUAUAGUUAUAAUUUUACAGAAGAUCAAAGAGACUAUAUUGUUAAACAUUUUGCAACGUAUAUUAGUGAUCAUGAUUUAAAAUCUUGUAUUUUAAAUAAAAGUCCUGUCCCAGAGAAUGUACCUGGCCCAUCAAACUUGGACAGCUAUCUGAGAGCAUUGCUGGAGGAAAAGACCAAGUCCCCAGUUGUUGCAGAGGACAAGUCGAGUCAAAAAGUCCAACAAAAAAAAACUGAUGUUUUAGGGCCCUUGUCUAAAAUAUGGUCAUUAAUGCAAAGGGCAUUAUCAGCUCAACCAGGUGAAAUAGAAGUAGCUCUGGAGGAAGUGAAUGAACUGGUAGAACAGUCGGUUUUGCUGUUGGGACAAGCGAACAAUGCGGUGACAUAUUUGCGUCGUGUUCGUGUUUUAUCUGCUCUCAUGAAAGAUACGAAAAGUAAACAAUUGCUAAAAGAAAAAUCUUUAUUGCUUUCCAACAUGGGAGAGGAUCUAUUUGGAAAAAAAUUUCGGGAUGACUGGUGCUCAAGCAUGAAAACUAAGCAGAAGUGCCAGGAGCUUUUGAAAAAGGAAUUCAAAGGAAGUUAUACUCCCUUUCGUGGAGGCUCUCUCAACCGUGGAAGAGGUUCGAGAGGGCGUGGAUAUUUUGUGAGAAAAGACUACGGUUCUUCCAGUACAACAACCAGUUCCAACUCAGGAGCACCAAGAGGAAAUCGUGGUUAUGGCGGUGGCUAUCGAGGUGGAUACCGUAGAUCGUACCGUGGAUCAAAUUAAUGUUUAAAUUAUUCUUUUUCAGUGAAAUAACACGUGUGCAUUUUACAUUAUUCAGUAUUUUAUUUUCGAUUUUACCCUCCGGUUUCUUACUUAUUCUAGCGCUAUAGGGUUGGAUGACUCAGCAUUAUAUCGUACUUCAAUUUUAUUUAUAAAAUCCAAAUUACAUUGCGGCCGCUACGCGGCCUUACGUAAUUUAGUAAUUUGUACUUAACCAAAGUGGAUAUUCACUUUUUUGUAGGGCGUUGUAAGGAUGAGAAUUAUGUCUUGUUUUUAAUGAUUAUUGAUUAGUUCAACAUGGAUAUUCAAUGAAGUUAUAUACACAGGGGCUGAUCCAGACUUUUUCAAGACUUACUCGACAAGGCUUAAGUUUAGCAGCUAGGGGUUUUGGGGAACGCUGUAAGCCCCCCAACUGGGGUCUGGGGUGAAACCCCAAAAACUUUUGCUUAUUUGAGCUUUGCGGGUACAAAUAUCGCCAAAAAUUGUCUUCUGAUUUAUCUAGUUAUCAUUAAAAUUGACGAAAGAAACGAUAAGUUAUAAGAAAAUCUCCUAAGAACAUUUUUUAUAAGAAGCAACUCUCCGUCUUAUACGCCAUAUUUUAGAUAGAUAAAAGCACUAAUGCCACUAAAAACUGUGCUAACAUGUAGAACUUAAACUGUUUAUCAAUCAAAAACAACAGCAGAGAUUAACAGGGAUUAACUACAAUUAAGUGACACAAUUAUGAAUAUAUUUCAAUAUUUAUAAAUUCUUGCUGUUUCUGCCAAUAUCAGGCUUCAUCAGCAUGACUAGGUAAAUCAAAUGAUCACACCAGCCAUGGACAGCAAAAUAAAACACAAUCAUAACAAAAACAAUACGAAAAUCGAAAGAUCAGGAUAAUGAAGAUGAAAUGUACAUAAAUGUGAUAUGAUACAUACACA
Messenger RNA from Hydractinia symbiolongicarpus, 2565 nucleotides. RefSeq lists its product as uncharacterized. The record is from RefSeq and is a predicted model, not a curated record. The transcript has 3 exons. Bases 674 to 1651 code for a protein of 325 amino acids. Lineage: Eukaryota; Metazoa; Cnidaria; Hydrozoa; Anthoathecata; Hydractiniidae.